AUGAACAAAGUUCUAUUACGGAUAUUUGCGGCUAUAUUCCUGCUGGGGAUAUUGAUGGUGGAGGCCCAACCAGAUGGACGAAUUGUGGGUGGAGCAGAUACCUCCAGCAUUUAUACCAAAUAUGUGGUUCAGCUGCGCAGGCGCAGUUCUUCGACUAGUGCCUAUGCCCAAACCUGUGGCGGAUGCAUCCUGGAUGAGGUGACCAUAGCAACCGCUGCCCAUUGUGUGUAUAACCGUCUGGCGGAGAACUUUCUGGUGGUGGCUGGCGACGAUAGCCUCGGAGGGAUGAAGGGCGUGGUGGUGCGGGUGACGAAACUGAUUCCCCACGAGCUGUACAAUGCCUCGAUUACGGAUCACGACAUUGCCCUGGUGAUUGUGGAUCCUCCCCUGCCCCUGACCAGCUCGAGCACUAUGGAAGCCAUUGAAAUCGCCUCGGAGCAGCCGGCAGUGGGUGUCCAGGCCACUGUCAGUGGAUGGGGAUACACCCAGCAGAACGGCCUGUCCUCCAACCAGCUGCAGCAGGUCAAGGUGCCAGUGGUGGACUCCGCCAAGUGCCAGGAGUCGUACUACUGGCGUCCCAUCAGUGAUGGUAUGCUCUGCGCCGGCCUGCCGGAGGGCGGAAAGGAUGCCUGUCAGGGAGAUUCCGGAGGACCUCUGGUUGUGGACAACAAGCUGGCUGGCAUCGUCUCCUGGGGACAAGGAUGUGCGCAGCCCAACUAUCCCGGAGUUUAUGCCAAUGUGGCUUACUUUGGGGACUGGAUUGCCAAGCAGCGAGCGUCGGGUAGACCGUCAGAUAAGCCGUGCAGUUGCCGGCGAAGUGGUAAAGGCCCUCAGUUCUCGAUUCUGUGUGGCUGUGCAAACAUGUCGAGCUCUUGGUUGUUUUGCCUCGCGGGCUUUCUGAUUUGCCUGCUGGCCUUGACGCAAGGUCUUCCCCUCCAGGAGACUGAGGAGCAGGACGAGAAGAGCCUGCCCGGGGGCCGCAUCGUGGGUGGCACUGUGACGGACAUUGCCCAGGUGCCCUACCAGAUCUCGCUGCGUUACAAGGGCAUCACCACGCCGGAGAAUCCCUACCGCCAUCGCUGCGGUGGUGCCAUUAUCGCCGCCAACAGAAUCUUGACGGCGGCGCACUGCGUCAUCGGCACGGUGGCCAGCCAAUUCAAGGUGAUCGCCGGGUCAAAUUACCAGACCGGUUCGAAUGGCGUCAUCACCAAUGUCAAGGACAUCAUUAUGCACGAGGACUACUUCUCGGAGUUUGCCUACAACAACGAUGUGGCCAUUCUCGUUGUAGAUCCACCACUGCCCCUAAACAACUUCACCAUCCAGGCCAUUAACAUGUCCUCGGAAGAGCCACUUGAGGGAGCGAUCAGCAAGAUCAGCGGCUGGGGCACCACUUCACCCGGUGGCUCAUCCUCGAACCUACUUCUCUCCGUCGAGGUGCCGAUUGUGAGCAACGAGGUUUGUGGUAAGGAUUACGAGAACUUCGGGGACGAGACCUACGGCAUCACUCCGUCCAUGUUGUGUGCCGGCAAGCGGGGCGUGGGUGGUGCGGAUGCCUGUCAGGGUGACUCUGGUGGACCCUUGGCGGUGCGGGGUGAACUCCACGGCAUCGUGUCCUGGGGCAACAGUUGCGCCCUGGCCACUCAUCCCGGCGUCUAUGCCAAGGUGGCCUACCUGAAGCCCUGGAUCGAUGCCAGGCUAUCAGAGCUGGAAGCCCGGCAAGCAGAGCUCUAUUCGAUAGGAACCUCACGCCCGUGCAAAUCGAUGGAAAGGACCAUGUGCAUUCCGCUGCUGCUGCUGGCCAUCGGAUUCUCCUCCGUUUUAUCCAUCUCAGCCCAACCGGAGGGCAGGAUAAUCAAUGGGACCACAGUGGACAUAGCCCGGCAUCCGUAUCUGGUGUCCCUACGCUAUCGCCGGGAUGAGGAGUCCAGCUACAAGCACGAGUGUGCCGGAGUCAUCAUCUCGGAGCAGGUGUUGGUCACCAGUGCCCAGUGCAUCGAUGGCCUACCGGAGGGCACUAAAAUUCUAGCUGUGGCUGGAGCAAAUACCCGCAAUGGAACCGAUGGCUUCAUUUACCCCGUAUCGAAUUGGACCCAUCAUCCGAACUACGAUCCCCUCACAGUCGACAAUGACGUGGGAGUCUUGUUCCUGGACACACCCCUGAACCUCACGCACUUUGGCAUCAGAUCGAUUGGCAUCCGUCCGGAGCGUCCGGCUGUGGGUCGAUUGGCCACCGUUGCCGGAUGGGGAUAUCGGGAGGAGUGGGGUCCCUCCAGUUACAACCUGGAGCAGACCGAGGUGCCAGUGGUAAGCUCCGAGGAGUGCACCCAGAUCUACGGUGCGGGUGAGGUCACCGAGCGGAUGAUCUGUGCCGGAUUUGUGGCCCAGGGAGGCAGUGACGCCUGCCAAGGGGACACUGGAGGUCCCCUGGUCAUCGACAAUCAGCUGGUGGGCCUGGUGUCCUGGGGACGAGGAUGCGCCCGACCCAACUACCCCACCGUCUACUGCUACGUGGCCAGUCUUGUGGAUUGGAUCGAGGAAACAAUCGCAGCGGCCGGAUCGCAAUAAACAUUGGCAUUUCUAAGGCAAUCGAAACGCUAUCUUCAAGUGCCCACCGCCCGGAUAGAGCUACCUAAUUCAAUAAUAAAACCGUAAUCAAACAAACAA
Molecule: messenger RNA, 2664 nt
Organism: Drosophila rhopaloa
Lineage: Eukaryota; Metazoa; Arthropoda; Insecta; Diptera; Drosophilidae
Product: transmembrane protease serine 9-like
Exons: 3
Coding region: 1-2565 (854 amino acids)
Biological process (GO): proteolysis
Molecular function (GO): serine-type endopeptidase activity
Source: RefSeq, a predicted model, not a curated record